CUUAUCCCCAAGGAAGACCGCAAGAAGAUCCACGAGUACCUCUUCCGCGAGGGUGUGCUCGUGGCCAAGAAGGACUUCAACCUUCCCAAGCAUGGCGACAUUGACACCAAGAACCUCUACGUGAUCAAGGCCCUCCAGUCCCUUGACUCCCGCGGUUACGUCAAGACCCGCUUCUCGUGGCAGUACUACUACUACACCCUCACCCCCGAGGGUCUUGACUACCUCCGCGAGUGGCUCCACCUCCCCGCCGAGGUUGUCCCCGCUACCCACAUCAAGCAGCAGCGUUCCCACGCUCCCCCCCGUGGCAUGAUGGGUGGUGAGGAGCGCGAGCGCCGUCCCCGUGCUCCCCGUGAGGGUGGCUACCGCCGCCGCGAGCAGGGUGAGAACAAGGAGGGUGGUGCCCCCGGCGAGUUCGCCCCCAGCUUCCGUGGUGGCUUCGGCCGUGGCCGU
Aspergillus aculeatinus CBS 121060 is the source of this 450-nucleotide messenger RNA. RefSeq names its product 40S ribosomal protein eS10. Gene Ontology annotation, cellular component: cytosolic small ribosomal subunit. The record is from RefSeq and is a predicted model, not a curated record. Gene Ontology annotation, molecular function: structural constituent of ribosome; RNA binding. The annotation marks the transcript as partial. NCBI's taxonomy places the organism in Eukaryota, Fungi, Ascomycota, Eurotiomycetes, Eurotiales, Aspergillaceae. The transcript is spliced from 3 exons.